GUGGGGCAGGCAGGAGGGAGCUGAUUGGUGGCGCCGUGGCAGUGGGGCAGGCAGGGCAGCGGCCCAGUCCUCGCCGGGCGCCCACACGAUCGUGCCCCGUGGUGCCAGGGCGGCGGUGGCAGCGGGACCACAACGGUGACAGCAGCGAUGGGCGCCGGGACGGAGCCGGCGGAGGCGCGGUGUGACGCGGCCGAGGGGAGGGUCUACCUGGACCACAACGCCACCACCCCGCUGGCCCCCGAGGUGGCCCAGGCCGUGCGGGACGCCAUGUGCCAGGCCUGGGGCAACCCCAGCAGCUCCCACCCUGCAGGCAGGAAGGCGAAGGAGCUCAUCGGCAGCGCCCGGGAGAGCCUGGCCAGGAUGGUGGGAGGCCGGCCAGAGGACAUCGUCUUUACCUCAGGGGGCACGGAGGCAAACAACAUGGUGAUCCAAACCGCCUGCAGGCACUUCCGCGAAAGCCAGGCCGGGCCGGGGGACAGCCGGGGAGCGCCACACGUCGUGACAUCGAGCGUGGAGCACGACUCCAUCCGCCUGCCGCUGGAGCAGCUGGUGAAGGAGAACCUGGCGGAAGCCACCUUUGUGGCUGUGUCCCCACAAAGCGGGCAGGCUGAGGCAGACGACGUCCUCGCUGCCAUCCGACCAACCACCUGCCUGGUUUCCAUCAUGUUGGCCAAUAACGAGACUGGGGUCAUCAUGCCUGUAACAGAGCUGAGCCAGCGCGUCCGUGCCCUCAAUCAGCGGAGAGUGGCGGAGGGGCUGCCCAGGAUCCUGGUGCACACAGACGCGGCACAAAUGAUCGGCAAGGGGCGUGUGGAUGUGCAGGAGCUGGGGGUGGACUACCUCACCAUCGUGGGACACAAGUUCUACGGCCCACGGAUUGGUGCGCUGUAUGUGCGCGGCCCCGGCACCACCACCCCGCUGCACCCCAUGCUCUUUGGAGGGGGACAGGAGAGGAAUUUCCGGCCAGGCACCGAGAACACCCCAAUGAUCGCUGGCCUCGGCCAGGCUGCAGAGUUAGUGAGCAAGAACUGGGAGGCCUACGAGGCUCAUAUGCGGGGUGUUCGGGAUUACCUGGAGGCCAGGCUGGAGGCCUCCUUUGGGAAGCAGAGGAUCCACCUCAACAGCCACUUUACGGGUUCCAAGCGACUCUGCAACACCUCUAACUUCUCCAUCCUGGGCCCAGGCCUUCAAGACCUGUGCUUGCGUGUGCUGCAGGGCGAAGGGUGCUGUCUCGCUGCAAGACGCUUCUGGCCAGCGUUGGGGCUGCCUGCCACUCGGAGAAAGGGGAUCGGCCCUCCUCGAUUCUGCUCAGCAGCGGGAUCCCCUACGCCGUGGCACAGAACGCCUUGCGGCUGAGCGUGGGGCGAGACACCACCCGGGCAGACGUAGACCUGGUCGUGCAGGACCUUGUGCAGGCUGUGGCACAGCUGGACCAGGACCAAGCCCCGUAGCCCCCAGGAAUCGCUCCCCAGCCGUCACCCAGGUUCUCAGGAUGGGAUUGUGCCCUGCUGGGCCCCCCGGGUGCUGGCUGCCCAUGUCAGUUUGGGCUCAGGUUUUGGCAGGAUGUUUUGCACCUGCUCCCGAAGUUGAACUGACCAGCCCGCAGCUUGUGAUCGUGGAUCAGAUGUUAGGGAAGCGGAGGCUGGUGGUGGAAGGAAGUGGGAUCAUCCAUUUCGGCAGCAAUGCUCUCAGGUCUGCUUAGCUGUAUCAGCUUGUGCUCAGAGGGAUCACAGCGGGGCUGGCACGGCUCUGCAGCACGCGUGGCUUCAGCAGAGAUGCUAGUGCAGGUGCUGGAGGCAGCAGGGAGCUGUGCUUAGGAGGGGGCUUUGCUGCUUUGGGGCUGGGGCAGCUCAUCCAGAGCUUGCUCAGGACUCCCUCAUCUCUGCUGCAUGGUUCAGCCAUCUGGGGAGUCUCGCUGUCGGGUGCUCCUUGCUUGCCGGCACGUACCCAGCUGGCUGCGUGCACGUUGGCAUGAUGGAGUCUCAAAGCUUGGCUCCCUCCAGAGCGUAACAGGCGUGGAAGCCUUAGGAGAUGGAGCCUUUUGCCCUGGUUGCUUUCCACAAAGGAAGCUUUCCCACUGUCUUACCACUCAGAGGAGGAAAGGCCAUCUGCCCCGAGGGAAGUGAGUUGAAGCACAGCAAGAUGCUGGGCUGGGAACUGCCCUGCCUCUGCCAGGGCCCUAAGCUACCGAAGGGUUUUCUGGCUGGGAAGGUGUCGGGGCACUGCGCUGCAUUACCUGCUCCCUUCCUCCUGUCCUUCCUACAGUGGGCAGAGCUCCUGUUGCCAGCUCCGCGUGUUCCCAAAGGAAACAGUUGUUGGGGCAGCUGUAACUGUGCCAGCACCCAAAGAAACCUGUCUCUCCUGCGUGGCUCAGGUGGUCACUCUCAUCACUCAGGACACAAGUGUCACACGAAUUAGGAGCGUUGCGGCUGGGCUGACUGAUGUCGGGGAACCUGGUCUCCCUGGGUAUUCAUAGGAAUAAAAGUGAUUGCUGCUGCUGUGGCUUUUUCCCAAGUA
Messenger RNA from Grus americana (Whooping crane), 2517 nucleotides. It is a transcript of the gene SCLY, whose product is annotated as selenocysteine lyase. Lineage: Eukaryota; Metazoa; Chordata; Aves; Gruiformes; Gruidae. Bases 148 to 1356 code for a protein of 402 amino acids. The record is from RefSeq and is a predicted model, not a curated record. The transcript is spliced from 12 exons.